AAAGCGGUAGGACUUGAUACUGCUACGAGAGGCGGCCUAGCCGAGAGCACAGGUAGCCCCCCCGCCUGGCACAGCACAGGCGGCCCGGCGUUUGCGUGCGUGCGGAGGAGGCGAUAUGGCGCAGUCGAUGCUCGUGUCCGGCGCCAAUGGCACGGUGGCCGCGGCCAGCAGCAGGCUGCAGGCCGUGCGCGCGACGGCGCCGUUCUCGCGGCUCGUCCUGUCGUCGUCGGCGGCGUCGCGGCCGUCGCGGCGCGCGGUGUCCGUCAAGACGCUGGCGCUGUUCGGCAAAUCCAAGGCCAAGGCCGCGCCCGCAAGAAAGGCUGAGCCGAAGCCCAAGUUCAAGACCGAGGACGGCAUCUUCGGCACGUCCGGUGGGAUCGGUUUCACCAAGGAGAACGAGCUGUUCGUCGGCCGUGUUGCCAUGCUUGGAUUUGCCGCGUCGAUCCUGGGGGAGGCCAUCACCGGGAAGGGCAUCCUGGCGCAGCUGAACCUCGAGACGGGCAUCCCGAUCUACGAGGCGGAGCCCCUCCUCCUCUUCUUCAUCCUCUUCACCCUCCUCGGCGCCAUCGGCGCGCUCGGCGACCGCGGCAGCUUCGUCGACGACCCGCCGACGGGGCUCGACAAGGCCGUCAUCGCCCCCGGCAAGGGCUUCCGCGCCGCGCUGGGGCUCAGCGAGGACGGCCCGCUGUUCGGCUUCACCAAGGCCAACGAGCUGUUCGUCGGCCGGCUGGCGCAGCUCGGCAUCGCCUUCUCCAUCAUCGGCGAGAUCAUCACCGGCAAGGGCGCCCUCGCGCAGCUCAACAUCGAGACCGGCGUCCCCAUCAACGAGAUCGAGCCGCUCGUCAUAUUCAACGUCCUCUUCUUCUUCGUCGCCGCCAUCAACCCCGGCACCGGCAAGUUCGUCAUCGGCGAAGACGAAGAGUAGAAACGCACCAGUAUCAAUCGCUCGAGCAAGCACCGCGAUUGUUGCUUCGCGUGUGCCCGCCAUUGUUGUGCUUCCUUCGAGUGUAUGUACGUACGUCCGUAGGUGUAAAGACGUACCGUAUUUAAUUAGUUGUUAAUUCAUGUACGUGGAGAAAAUUAACGUGAGAUUUAGCCAUUUGCUGAGAUC
Molecule: messenger RNA, 1111 nt
Organism: Oryza brachyantha (malo sina)
Lineage: Eukaryota; Viridiplantae; Streptophyta; Magnoliopsida; Poales; Poaceae
Product: photosystem II 22 kDa protein 1, chloroplastic
Exons: 3
Coding region: 116-925 (269 amino acids)
Source: RefSeq, a predicted model, not a curated record